CGGCUCAAACGCCUAAGCACGGUCAGAAGCGAAGCAAAGUUGCGGUUCCUUCCGAUAUAGCACAGAGCAGCCCCUCGAAUUCUCCGGCGACAUUUUCGUACGAUUUCCGGCGAUAGUCCUAUUAAUUCGUCGGAGAUCUUGAGAAUUAAUUUGUUGUGUGUUUUUAGUGGUUAGUGGAGAGAUCUCGUUCCUGUGAUGGCUCCGGUUUCUGCCCUCGCGAAAUAUAAGCUGGUGUUCUUGGGAGAUCAAUCUGUUGGGAAGACCAGCAUCAGUACUCGCUUCAUGUACGAUAAAUUCGACAAUACUUAUCAGGCUACAAUUGGUAUCGAUUUUCUAUCAAAGACAAUGUACCUUGAAGAUCGAACAGUUCGGCUGCAGCUAUGGGAUACAGCUGGACAGGAAAGAUUCAGGAGCCUCAUUCCAAGCUACAUCAGAGAUUCCUCCGUUGCAGUCAUUGUAUUUGAUGUUGCAAGUCGACAGUCUUUUCUAAAUACUGCAAAGUGGAUUGAAGAGGUUCGCACUGAGCGGGGUAGUGAUGUUAUUAUUGUUCUUGUUGGCAACAAAACAGAUCUUGUUGACAAAAGGCAAGUUUCGAUUGAGGAAGGAGAAAAUAAAGCUCGUGACCUAAACGUAAUGUUUAUCGAGACCAGUGCCAAAGCCGGCUUCAACAUUAAGGCACUUUUCCGCAAGAUAGCAGCUGCAUUGCCAGGAAUGGAGACACUUUCUUCAACGAAGCAAGAAGACAUGGUUGAUGUUAAUCUGAAAUCUACCACUGGUCAUGCAUCACAGUCACAGCCACAGUCCGGGGUUUGUUCUUGUUAAUGCCAAGACAGGGUAGUAACUCGCAAUUUUCUGUUGUUUUACCUGGUUUUGAGUUUCUGGGCUGCUUGUCUGUAAAGUUUUUGUUACUUUUUCUUUUGAAGUAUUAGAGUUUGUUGGUCGGCCUGCAUGAUGAGCUGUCUUUUGCAAGAAUUGUUUUGAAGCAGCUGACAAUUGAUCUAGUAAUUGAGGAGAAACUUAGUGGGUGAAUUGGUUUUAAUAUGUGUGAUUUUUUGUAAGAUACUAAGAUCUAUUAUGAACCCUUUAAUAGAUUAAGAUUCCAGAGCA
Messenger RNA from Telopea speciosissima, 1107 nucleotides. Its product is annotated as ras-related protein RABH1b-like. Lineage: Eukaryota; Viridiplantae; Streptophyta; Magnoliopsida; Proteales; Proteaceae. Bases 196 to 822 code for a protein of 208 amino acids. Gene Ontology annotation, molecular function: GTPase activity; GTP binding. The transcript is spliced from 6 exons. The record is from RefSeq and is a predicted model, not a curated record.